AUGGUUAAUGUUCCAAAGACUAGAAAAACUCUCUGUACUGGAAAGUGCAAGAAACACCAACUGCAUAAGGUCUCACAAUACAAGAAAGGAAAGGACAGUGUCCAUGUCCAGGGUAAGAGGCGUUAUGAUAUGAAACAAAAGGGCUUCGGAGGUCAGACAAAACCAAUUUUCCGUAAAAAAGCAAAAACCACAAAGAAAAUUGUUCUAAAACUUGAAUGUACCGUAUGUAAGAAGAAGCAUUUUGCGAAACUUAAGAGGUGCAAGAACUUCGAACUAGGUGGUGACAAGAAGACCAAAGGCGCAUCAUAUUAA
Theileria annulata is the source of this 312-nucleotide messenger RNA. Its product is annotated as 60S ribosomal protein L44, putative. The transcript has 2 exons. Lineage: Eukaryota; Apicomplexa; Aconoidasida; Piroplasmida; Theileriidae. The record is from RefSeq and is a predicted model, not a curated record. Gene Ontology annotation, molecular function: structural constituent of ribosome. Gene Ontology annotation, cellular component: ribosome; cytosolic large ribosomal subunit. Bases 1 to 312 code for a protein of 103 amino acids. Gene Ontology annotation, biological process: translation.